UAUUCAUUUGAUUUCAGCUGGUAGAGUUGUUGGUAGAUGUUGGCCUCAGUUUUUUUUUGUUUACUGACUAGACGACGUAGAGAUCUAUUGACAAGCGAUUAAAUUUAUAAUCAAAUAAAAUUGUGAAUUUGAGCAACAACAAAUUGGCGAAUCUGUUUCAGUUGCGUUGUUCUUUGUUUACGCGGAGAAAACUACGACGACAAUUGUGUUGCUUGUUCAAUAGUGAAUCAAAGAAAUUUCUUAUCUAGUCACAGAGUGGAUUCUAAAAAAAAUUGCUGUUCUUCGUCCCUUGACCAAGAAGAAUGCGCCAUCAUAUAUUAUUGCUGAUUGUAUUUUUAACGGUUCUCCAUGCUGGCCAAGCAUUUUGGCCAUUUUCUCGAAGGAAAUCCACAACACCAUCUCCCCUAAAUAAAGAUGGAAAACGUUUGUCACCGGUGAUAUUUGUUCCCGGUGAUGGCGGCAGCCAAGUUGAUGCCCGCUUAAAUAAGUCUUCCUCGCCAAAUGUCUGGUGUGUCAAAACUUCAGAUUGGUUCAAUUUAUGGUUAAAUUUGGAACUAAUUGUAUUACCUGCUGUUUACUGUUGGGUCGAUAAUGUAAAACUGUACUAUGACAAUGUGACAAGAACCACACAUAAUACGCCUGGCGUUGAUAUACGCAUACCAGGUUGGGGUAGUUCCGAUGUGGUCGAGUGGAUAGAUCCCACACACAAUAAGGCCGGAGCUUAUUUCCGUACCAUAGCGGCUAUGUUGGUGGAUCAGGGUUAUACAAGGAAUAAGAAUAUAAGAGGUGCUCCCUAUGACUUUCGAAAAGCACCAAAUGAGCAUAAACAAUUUUUCAUUGAUUUGAAAAAGCUGGUACAGGAUACCUAUGAGGAGAAUAGUAAAACCCCUGUUACCUUUAUUACGCAUAGCAUGGGCAGCCCUAUGACAUUGGUCUUUUUGCAACAACAAACCGAGGAAUGGAAAACCAAAUAUGUGGAACGUCAAAUCAGUUUAGCCGGUGCUUGGGCUGGCAGUAUUAAAGCGUUAAAAGUCUUUGCCAUGGGUGAUGACUUGGACUCAUUCUUCUUGAGUGGUAAGAUUUUAAAAGAUGAACAAAUUACAAAUCCUUCUACGGCUUGGUUAUUGCCCUCGCCCCUCUUCUGGAAAAGUAAUGAUAUUUUGGUAAAGACUCCCUCGCGGGUUUAUACCAUGGCACAAUUGGAACAAUAUUUUGAUGAUAUUGAUUAUCGUACCGGUUGGGAAAUGCGCAAAGAUACACUACAUUAUACAUUGAAUUUUAGUCCACCUGGUGUAGAAUUGCAUUGUCUCUAUGGUGAAGGAUUGGAUACAGUUGAAAGGCUGGAAUACAAAAAGGAUGAUAUUGCUGGUGAAACACCCAAAUUGAUAAUGGGCAAUGGUGAUGGCACUGUAAAUAGACGUUCGCUGCGUGCCUGUCAUCACUGGUAUGGUUAUCAAUCGGCGAAUAUUUCAACACUGGCUCUUAGUAAAGUUGAUCAUAUGGCCAUUUUGGAGAGUCCAACUGUUUUGGAAUAUAUUAAGAAAGUUAUGAAGUUAUAGACAUAAAAUUAGAAAAACUAGGACAAAAAAUUAACUUUGAUGGGAUAUUUAACUUCAACAGUUCUGGGGCUAGGUUUCCAUAUUACACAAAAUAACUAACAAUAUGAACAAAACUCAAGUCCGCCCUGUAAAAAACUUUGACUAAUUGCGAAAUUUUAUCUUAUUUAUUAUAAUAAUUUUAUAAUUUGUAGGGAUUUUUUUUUAAGGAUGGCAUGUCAAUUAUUGAUAUUAUAAUUUUAUGUGUUUUAAUUUUAAGAUCUUAUAAAAUGAAAACAGUGUGCUAAGUUUUUUGUUUAUGGAAGUUGCAAUAAAUUUGGUCUAAGUCA
This is a messenger RNA of Stomoxys calcitrans (stable fly), 1885 nucleotides long. Its product is annotated as phospholipase A2 group XV. The transcript has 5 exons. Gene Ontology annotation, biological process: lipid metabolic process. The record is from RefSeq and is a predicted model, not a curated record. Bases 303 to 1559 code for a protein of 418 amino acids. NCBI's taxonomy places the organism in Eukaryota, Metazoa, Arthropoda, Insecta, Diptera, Muscidae.